AUGACCUCACUACACGAUACGACGACACCCACAACACCAGCACCUCAUCAACACAAUGAUAGUGAUUCCGAUAUUAAUGAGAUGUCUCGCGAUUUAGAUGAAAUUGGUUUACUUAAUUUAAAUAAUUUAACUUCAUAUUUUUCAACUGAUCGAUUUUUCUUCCAAAUGCCCAGUUUUGAAAUGAAGAAUUUCCCAUUAGAAUUCACUAAAUAUGUGACCAAAUAUAAGGAUUAUUAUCAAAAUCAAUAUAAAAAAUAUAAUAAAAGUUUUGGUACUACUGCAAAAACCGAGAGUACCGAUACUGAUGAGGUGAAAGAUAUACUGAGUGAAGAUGAUAGUAAUAUUUUAGAUUCUAUAAAAACAGUUUUAUCAACGAGAAUUCAAAUGGAUAAAUUUUUAAAUGAUUUAAAAUUAGGGGUUAAUAUCACUACUGCUAUUGAUCGACUACAACCUUUGACAGACGUGAUUAAUGAAACGAUUUUUUUACCAACCGAUGAUUUCAGUGAUAUUGAAAAUGAUGAAAAUGAACUGGAUAUUGAAAUAGAAGAAACCACUGAACCAUCAGGAAUUGGAGAAAUUGUUAAUAAAAGUCAACCAUUAAUAAAUGAAAUUGUUAAACCUCGAGUAGGAGAAAUGAGAAAUGAAAUAAAAAGAAACAACAAAAGGAAAAGGAAAAGAAAACAAUAUAAAAAUAUUUAUAGUAAUAAUGAUAGUGUUACAUCACAAACUAGUGAUAUUGAUGGAUUAACUAUUGAUGAGGUUAGUGAAUUGACUGAAUUGAAUUCUUUAGAUGAUUUUGUUAAACAAGAUCUUUUAAGAAGUAAAAUUAAAAAAAUUCAUAAUUUAUCUAUAAGUCAAGAUUCAAAAAAUAAAUUAGUAACAAAAUUAAUGAUGGGGAAUUAUUAUAAAUAUGUUGAUGAAAAAUUGUCCAAUAAUGAUAAACAAUUAUUGCAGCCGUUAAGAAAUCAGAAAUUGAUCAUCAAAGAAGAAAAAGAAAAAGAUGAAGAAAAAGACAAUGAUGAGGAAGACGAAGAAGAUGAUUUUGAUGAAGAAUUACCAUCAAGGCUGUCAUUAGGUCCAGUAGAUGAGGCGAUUAUUGAAAAUGACGGUGAAAACUUUGAAUCAGAAUCUGAAGGAUCCAACGAUGAAGAAGAAGACGAUGAAGAAGAAGAAGAAGAAGACGAUGAAGAAGAAGAAGAUGAAGUAAUGUUGACGGAACAAGAUUUACAACCAACAUAUCAUGAUUCAUUACAUACUAUAUUUGGAUGUUCUCAUUAUCAAACAAAUUGUAAAAUUGAAUGUCCAACCUGUUUUAAAUGGUAUACAUGCCGAUUUUGUCAUGAUUCCCAAACUCUUGAUCAUAAAUUAAUAAGAAAUGAAGUUAAACAUAUAUUAUGUAUGUAUUGUCAUACACCACAAAUUCCUGAAUCUAAUUAUUGUAUUAAUUGUGAACAAGAAUUAGCCAAUUAUUUUUGUUCUAAAUGUAUUUUAUAUGAUAAUGAUCAAACUAAAGAUAUUUAUCAUUGUGAUAAAUGUGGGAUUUGUCGAUUAGGUUUAGGUUUAGAAAAAGAUUAUUUCCAUUGUGAUACUUGUAAUACUUGUUUAUCGAUUGAUUUAAAAGGUCAUCAUAAAUGUUUAUCCGAUGUUACUCAUUCAAAUUGUUGUAUAUGUAAUGAGGAUUUAUUUUCCCUGAUUCAUAAAGUGGUGUUUAUGAAAUGUGGUCAUUCUAUUCAUGAACAAUGUUAUAGUAAAUUCACCAAAUUUUCAUCAAAAUGUCCAAUUUGUAAAAAAACCAUUACUAAUGUCGAGAGUCAAUAUCGAAUAUUAGAUGUCGAAAUUGCUCAAAGCCCAUUACCUGAACCCUAUAAUAAUUGGAGAUGUAUUAUUUCUUGCAAUGAUUGUGGUGGAAAAAGUAAUACCAUGUAUCAUGUAUUAGGAUUGAAAUGUAAAUAUUGCAAGAGUUAUAAUACCAAUCAAUUGAAAUUAAUCAAACCCGAAGAAGAAGAAGAAGAAGAGGAGGAGGAGGAGGAGGAAGAAGAAGAAGAGGAGAUAUUGGGAGAGGGUGAAGAAAGAAAGAAAAGUGACAAAAAUAACAAUUCAGUUACUCAAUUUGAUGUAAAUGUGAUGAAAUUGGUGAAAACAAAUUUACUGAAUAAUUUUGGAAUUGAUGAAGAAGUUAGUGGAUAUGAAGAUGAUAUGGAUGUAGAAGAUGAAGGUGAUGAUGAAGAUGAAGAAGACGAAGAUGAUGAAGACGAAGAUCAAAUGGGGAAUUUAAUUAAUAUCAAAAAAUUAUCUGAAAAUGGUUCUAAUAAUGUAUCUUAUAUCACUUCAAUGCUUCAAAAUUUUGUCAACAACGCUACCAAGUUAUCAUCGAAAGAGCAAAGGCAAUGA
Messenger RNA from Candida albicans SC5314, 2391 nucleotides. RefSeq lists its product as uncharacterized. The transcript has a single exon. Gene Ontology annotation, molecular function: ubiquitin protein ligase activity; zinc ion binding. The record is from RefSeq and is a predicted model, not a curated record. Gene Ontology annotation, biological process: ubiquitin-dependent protein catabolic process; protein ubiquitination. Lineage: Eukaryota; Fungi; Ascomycota; Pichiomycetes; Serinales; Debaryomycetaceae. Bases 1 to 2391 code for a protein of 796 amino acids. Gene Ontology annotation, cellular component: nucleus.